Molecule: messenger RNA, 1815 nt
Organism: Cannabis sativa
Lineage: Eukaryota; Viridiplantae; Streptophyta; Magnoliopsida; Rosales; Cannabaceae
Product: cytochrome b561 and DOMON domain-containing protein At3g25290
Exons: 3
Coding region: 350-1606 (418 amino acids)
Source: RefSeq, a predicted model, not a curated record
GUUGCAACACUAGACAAAGCAUUAUUGAGUGAAUCUAUGCUCUGUAUGGAUUUUACUUUUUACAGCAAAAGUACAGGAACUGCCCAACUGUCCAGUAGACACUUUUUGAAGCCGGUAAUCUUGAAGUUUCAAACUUUUUUCUGAAAGCAUCUGCCGUGAUUUAAACCAUACGUAGUGAACAAUAACAAAGGUAUAGAGUGUAUAGAUAUGCAUAUAACUUCUCCUGAACUCAUCUAAAGAGAAUAAUGUUUACUUCUAGUUUUAUCUAUGCUUUACUUCAAGGCUUAUAACUAGUUCCUUUAACAUAUAUGUACAAAAAUAGAGAUCAAUAGGAUAUAGACAAAAAAAUAUGUUUGCCUCUACCAAAUCACUCAUUCUUUUAUUGGCUUUUCACUCCCUUCUCUUCAAAUUUGGUGAGUCCACUCCUUGCAAUAACGGUUUCAAAGAUAUCAUCAAGAAGAAAAACAUUCCAAGUUGCAGAAUACUACCCACUUUUAAAGCUGAAUUUGGCUGGAAAUACCGCCGAAGCACUGAAAAUAAAACUACCAAAAUUGACAUCAUAUUUGGGAUUAGCGACGAGUAUGCAAAAGUGGAAUGGAUUGCGUGGGGCUUGAACCCCGGACACAGGCCAGAGAUGGUUGGAACCAGGGCCGUGAUUGGCAUUCGGCAGAGUAAUGGUACAGUACAAGCCAAUCUAUACAAUAUCACUAGCAACAACAAGGUUGGUUGUGAGCUCCUUCCUUCGAAUGUUGAACUUUUUAAAGCUGAAUUCCGAGUCCAAGAAAUGACAGGGGAAGUCUCAUCCUCAUACAUAACAAUAUCUGCGACACUUGAACUUAAUAAUCAGCUCUACAAUGUUGAGAAGUUGAACCAUGUUUGGCAAGUUGGCUAUCAUGCUGAUCUUGAAAGAUUGGUGCCUAGAAUACAUCAUUUUUCUCUUCAGAAUUUUGACAGCACUGAGACCUUUAACAUGACUUGCGAAGGGGAUACUCUAGGCGUUGGACACAACCAGCGUUACUUUAGAACGGUUCAUGGGAUUUUGAACAUGGUGGGUUGGGGUAUAUUGUUGCCUGUUGGGGUCAUUGUGGCGAGGUACUUCAGGAAAUUUCCAGUGAGAUGGAAUCAUUGGUUCGGUGUUCAUCUAGGGUGCCAAAUUGUUGGAUACAUACUUGGCACAACUGGUUGGGGAAUUGGACUUUGGCUUGGAAGGGCUUCAAGACAUUACACUUUUAAAACUCAUCGACUCCUUGGGAUAUUCAUUUUCACCUUCACCACCUUGCAGAUGUUGGCAUUAAGAUUAAGGCCAAAACCCCAUGAUGAUUAUAGGAAAUAUUGGGACAUGUACCAUCACUUUCUGGGGUAUGCCUUGCUGGCAGUGAUCUCAGUAAACAUGUUCCAAGGGAUUGCCAUUUUGAAGCCAAACACCACAUGGAAAUGGGCUUACAUUGCUAUUCUUGCGGCAUUGGGUGUUGCUACUUUGACACUGGAGAUUGUAACUUGGACUAAGUUCAUUAAAGAGAAGAAAACCAAAAGGAAGAACAAUAAUGACUCAAAUCGAGAAAACCAGCAAAGCCAGUCUGCCACCGAUAAUAAUGCCACUAAGUAGCAACUUAUUCAAAUGGUGUUGUGCUUUUUUGUCCCCCCGCCCCCUUCUUUUUUUCUUUGUUCUCUUCUCGUUCCAUGAAAUGUAAUUAGAAAGUAUGUGAUAAAUUAAUAAGAAACAUUUUAUCUGUUGAUGCUAUUUCUUAAUGUAUUGCCAAUUGGAUAGUGAUUCAUAUGAUUUCUUAGUCAAUAAAAAAAUCAUUUUAUUUUUAA